AUGGAGACAGAUUACUACGCAGCUCUGGAGAUCAACAGAAACGCAACUGACGCAGAUAUUAAAAAGGCAUAUCGCCGUCUUGCGUUGAAGUAUCAUCCAAGCGCAGCCAGCCGUCUGGAAGACGCUGAGAAGUUCAGUCAGCUGGCUGAGGCCUACGAUGUCUUGAGCGAUCCUCGAAAAAAGGCAACCUAUGACAAGUUUGGGGAGGAGGGCCUAAAAAAUGGCAUCCCACUUCAGUUUGACAGAAAUGGGGCUUGGUCAUCUGGAUAUAUCUAUCACGGGAAUCCAGACCAAACAUUCAGACAGUUCUUUGGAGGUGACAACCCGUUUGCAGACUUCUAUUCGAAGGAUGGAGCUGAAGUGCCGGUUGGGGUUGGUGGCCUGCAAGACAGAGAGGUGAAAACACAAGAUUCUCCCAUAGAGAGAGAUCUUCACUUGAGCCUGGAUGAUCUCUACCACGGAUGUGCAAAAAAGAUGAAGAUAUCCCGCAGGGUUAUGAAUGAGGAUGGACUCACAUCCAGCAUUAAAGACAAGAUACUGAGUAUUAUUGUGAAACCUGGAUGGAAUGAAGGCACGAGGAUAGUUUUCCACAAGGAAGGAGAUCAGGGGCCCAACAGCAUCCCUGCAGACAUUGUGUUUGUCGUGCGACAGAAGAGUCAUCCUUGCUUUGUAAGACAAGGGAAUGACCUCAUCUACAAAGUUCAGAUCUCUCUGGAGAUGGCCUUGACUGGGUUCUCUGUGGAAGUGGAGACACUAGAUGGCAGGCUCCUCAACAUUCCCAUCAAUGACAUUGUACACCCCACCUACAGCAAAGUGGUGACUGGAGAGGGAAUGCCAUUAUCCAAGGAUCCUUCCCACAGAGGAAACCUCAUCAUCAUUUUUGACAUCCAGUUCCCCCAGAAGCUCUCUGCUGAGCAGAAACGUCUAAUCAAGCAAGUUCUAGCUUGAUUAAACAGCUGUAACAUUUUAGGUGU
Messenger RNA from Myripristis murdjan (pinecone soldierfish), 974 nucleotides. It is a transcript of the gene dnajb13, whose product is annotated as DnaJ heat shock protein family (Hsp40) member B13. Lineage: Eukaryota; Metazoa; Chordata; Actinopteri; Holocentriformes; Holocentridae. Gene Ontology annotation, molecular function: protein-folding chaperone binding. The record is from RefSeq and is a predicted model, not a curated record. Gene Ontology annotation, cellular component: cytosol. The transcript is spliced from 8 exons. Bases 1 to 948 code for a protein of 315 amino acids.